Stegodyphus dumicola is the source of this 759-nucleotide messenger RNA. Its product is annotated as mucin-5AC-like. NCBI's taxonomy places the organism in Eukaryota, Metazoa, Arthropoda, Arachnida, Araneae, Eresidae. The record is from RefSeq and is a predicted model, not a curated record.
AUGAUGAAUGUCGACAUUGACCGGUUGUCAACUACAACUAUCGUUGAACCAACGGGGAACACAACUACAACUACUUCGGAGCCGACAACAACAAAGACAACUACUACUACAAAUUCAAACCUAACUGCUUCUACAACGUCUGAAUCAACGACAACGUUUACGGCUGAUCCCACUACUAUUUCUACAGUUUUGGAACUGACUACUGCUUCUAAAACGUUAGAAUCAACAACUACUACAACUAUUAAACCGAAAACUACCUCAGUUUCAGAAUCAGUUGUCACUACCACAUCAGCCAAACCAACCACAACUUCAACAGUUGCGUCUACAACUGCGACUACAGAAGUUCCAACCACAACUUCAUCAGCUGCUAAUACAACUACGACUACAGAAGUUCCAACCACAACUUCAUCAGCUGCUAGUACAACUACGACUACAGAAGUUCCAACCACAACUUCAUCAGCUAUUGGUACAACUAAGACUAAAGAAGUUUCAACCACAACUUCAUCAGCUGCUAGUACAACUGCGACUACAGAAGUUCCAACCACAACUUCAUCAGCUGCUAAUACAACUACGACUACAGAAGUUCCAACUACAAAAACUUCAUCAGCUGCUAGUACAACUACGACUACAGAAGUUCCAACCACAACUUCAUCAGCUACUGGUACAACUAAGACUAAAGAAGUUCCAACCACAACUUCAUCAGCUGCUAGUACAACUACGACUACAGAAGUUCCAACCACAAACUUCAUCAACUACUAG